GCGGAACUCGAUUUGGGAGCCCCCGCCAGUCCUGUUCGCGUCUGCGUGCAGGCGCCGCGCUUCUGCCGCUCAGAUCCAGCCGCACGUGUCCGCCCUUCUGAGGCCCGCAGGCGGGCGGCGUUGUCUGUGGUUAGUGGGCGGCGCCAGCUCUGCGCGCGAGGAGAGCACACGCGCGGCCAUCUUGGCCGCCGCGGGUCAGUCCUUGCUGUUCAGCUUCGCGGAGCACGCCAGCCACAGCUUCGAGGUCGUGCUGGAGUGCUUGGAGGACGCACUGGCGGCAGCCGUGGGGGAGGCCGUGGCGUCGGGCGCGACCGAGGCCGACGUGUGGCGCGCCGUUGCCCAGAGGCACCCAGACCUGGUGCACGAGCUCGCGGACUUCGCCGCGGCCAGCGCCGAGGCUCCGACGGCAGCGGCCGCCUCCGCGGGCCAGAGUCCGGCGGAGGUCUUCCUGAGCCUCUCUGGCCAGGUGGGCGCGGCCGAGGCGCUUCGUUGCGUGGCAGCCAGCGCUGAGCAGCAGGAGAGUCCGCAGGGCUACUUGGACCGCCCGAGCGGAAAACGCCGAGUCAUGUACCUCCUGACGGCACUUGAGGCCGCCGUGGCCAGCGCUGGUUUGCGUGCCGUUGUCGCGUUUCUCCACGUGGACACGCUGACGCGGUCGCUCUUCAUAGACGAGCGCGGCGCCGAGCUGCUGGGCCUUGUCGUGGGCUUCGCUCAGCACCGGGAGCUGGAGCAGGCGGAGGCGCCGUUACGGUUCGUUUUCCAGACCGACGACGCGUUCACCUCUCUGUGGGCGCUGAGCCCUCCGCGGACGUCCAGUGUUGUCCCGCUGACUGCGGAGUGCUUGGACGGCGCUGGCACUGGAGUGCUGGUGAUCGAGGGCGACCCCGUCGUGGACGUCGAUGCGGGCGAGCCCGAGGACAGAGGCGGCAAGGCGGGUCAGCGCGAGGGCCCCUCCUGCCGGAUGGGCGCCCGCUUCCAGUGGCAGAUGGACCAGGUCCUCAGCUUUCCGGCCGUUCUCGAGCUCAGGCGCUCCCACGCCAGCUCGGCUACCGCCUUCAGCGUCGUCCUGUGGGAGACCCUGCGACACCUCUGCAAGUCAGCGCACCUGCUCGUGCCCCAAGGCAGCACGGACUUGCUGCAUCCAGUCGUACAGGGGAUGGUCCACGCGAAUUUGUUGGAGCCGCGCUGGGGACCCACCAGGCUGGUCAUCCCGAGCGAGGGCACCAGGCAGCGCCUCGUCGCGUGGAUCGAGUCGCAGCACGCGAAGCUGUCGUGGGACCAGCGGCUGGAGUAUAACAUUCUGGCUCAUCCGCGACCGCCCGGCGAUCCUGAAGGAGAUGGCCCGCGGAGCCGGCGGCGGGUCGGGGUUCGGAUGAAAAUCAGGCCGCGCCCGCUGUACGUCAGUAUCGCGCCG
Molecule: messenger RNA, 1414 nt
Organism: Prorocentrum cordatum
Lineage: Eukaryota; Dinophyceae; Prorocentrales; Prorocentraceae
Source: the annotation of a GenBank genome assembly